Molecule: messenger RNA, 516 nt
Organism: Cylindrotheca closterium
Lineage: Eukaryota; Bacillariophyta; Bacillariophyceae; Bacillariales; Bacillariaceae
Source: the annotation of a GenBank genome assembly
AUGGCUGUUGCUCUUCUGGAGCAGCAUGCGUUCGGAUCCGCCAUUUCCAAGCUUUUGGAAGCUCUACGGACGCAAAAGGAGCUUCCAAUAUGCCACAUCGCCGACUCCAGCAUUGAUCAGUGCAUGCUUCUCACUAAACUUGACAGGUUCUGCUGCGACGGCACCUUCAUCUACGACCAGGGCAUACGGCUUCCUUCUUCAGCUACAGAUUCUGGCAUAGUCGCGGCUGCGAUCCUCUUCAACGUGGCCCUGGCGUACCAGGGAUACGCCUAUGGUCAUAAAGAAGUCCCCCCAACGCACCUCUUGGAAAAAGCCAAGCGCUUGUUCGAACUCGCCGCGAAUGUGCGCGAGGGCAAAGACGAUGCCUUGUUUCCAUUUGCUGUCAUUAACAACCUAGCUGUGAUUGAACACAAGCUCGGAAACACCACAAAGUCCAUCGAGUACUUUGAAUUUUUGGCCCAUGUCAAAAAUGCUGUUCUGCUGAAUGACGAACAACACUGCUGCUGCGCCUGCUGA